UUUUACAUGAAGGGGAGAGUUUCACCACAGCUGGAAGGGUAGUUGGUCAGAAUGAAGUGGCAUAAUGCUGCUAACUUUAGACUGUUAAUAGAAAGGGCUACAUGAUGAUUUACUCAUGUUGAGAAACAAUUUCUGUUUUCUGAGAAAGCCGCCUCCAUAAGACUGGGUGGCCACUUUGGAUAGGUGUAAUAGGUGCCAAAGGAACUUUUUCUCUAUUGUACCUCAGUGCUAAACCACAUGAUGAGUCUGAUCCUAGCAGGAAUGAAGUCAGUGAAGUAACCUGAAAUUCUUGGAUUUUGCCCAUUUUGGUGCGCAUGAAGGCAACAUAAAAUUUUAGAUAGAUAAAAUUGCCAUAUAUUGCAAUUUUUUUCAAACAGUAGAAUUAUUAGAAGUGUGUGUGAAGUGGCUUGUUUUAGUGCCAGAAUAUAUUAUGGGAAGAAACACAGCAAAUGGGGCCUGAGUUUAAAGUAUACUGUAAUAGCUUAUUAAUUUUUAAUUAAUAAUAGCUUCUAGUUUCAACAAGUUGAGUGUAGUUGUUGGUAUAAUUUUUCUAAUUAACAGCAAGAGAUGCUAACCUGUGGUAAAAGUACUCUGUUUUAGACUGGAAUGUAAGGAUCCAGUAUUCCCUCUGUGCAUUAGUGUACAAAGAUAAUUAAGAGAUUUCCCAUAUACUGUCUUUUAUCUAAGACACACAUAUUAAAAAUUGCGUUAAUCUUUCUUCAGAGAUCAUACAAGCCUUUGUUUUUUGUCAUUUACACAUUCUUUGUAAUUUGUCAAUGUUGCUGUUUCUUUUAUAGUCAAAUGAAGGAGAACUGCUCACUGCUCCCAAAUGUGAGAUUAGCAAAGCUGGUGUAAACAGGAAUUAUUACUUCACUGGCUUUAAAAAUCAAACCUGGUGUAUGCAUGACUAGCAUGUACAACAUUUGCUUCUCUUGAAAUAGUACAAACUCUUUCCUAUCAUGUGCUUUUCUAGGGAUGGCUCAGGGAUAAAAUGUGCCUUUUUUUUUUCCCUUAAUCUAGUAUCUGUUACUUGUUAUAUUUUCACAGACAUCCUUCAUUUCACAGCCCUUUGAAAUCUCAAGUAUUUUUCUGUGUACUUCCCACCUUUUCUCAGCAGUCUGGUUGGUGAAUAGCUCUGUACUGUUUCUGCUUGUAUGAGAUAAAAUUAUGGAUAUUGAGGAGUUACAUUUGCCAAACUAACCAAAAUGAAUAGGUAGAAUCAUGGAAUAUCCUGAGUUGGAAGGGACCCAUCAGGAUCAUUGAGUCCACCUUCUGGCCUUGCACAGGACAGUCCAACAAUCACACUGUGUGCCUGAGAGCACUGUCCAAAUGCUUCUUGAACUAAGACAGGACUGGUGCUCUCACCACUUCUCUGGAGAGCCUGCUCCAAUGCCCAGCCAUCCUCUGGGUGAAAAACAUUUUCCUCAUACCCAGCCUAAACCUGCCGUGACUCAGCUUCAUGCUGUUUUUUCAAGUACAGGAAUCAUUAAUUGGAUGGGUUGCUUCAAAGCUGGAAAAUAGAUUUGUAUACAAAAACUCCUUGUAAAAAGAGGCAAAAUAGACUGAAGAGAUCUAGUGCUUUUGAAUGCUUUAACUUAAUUAGUGCAUUUUCCCAUGAUAUCUCUGCAGAAACUGCAAGAUGUUUUACUUUGUCAAAUUUUUCUGUGCUUGGAAGAAGGAAAUAGUGAAUUACAGUCUUAAAAGCCUUUCUGUAUGUAUAACAUGAAGAAAAGAAGGGUUAGAAAAAGGAAGUUUGCUCAUGUAAUUGAAAUAGUUAUAAAUUAAAUAAUAGUCUGGGUAGGAGAUAUUGUAAAUAAUGUGAUGGACUGCAAUGUAUUUUGAAAGAAAAUAUCUCUUAAAAAAGUUUUAUUCCUGGUCUAGUCCAAAGUGGUUUUCUGGAGUCCCGUCUGUAAAAGUAGAGAUAACAUUUUGGUAGUCCUUUGAGCUUGUCUGACUUGUGGCCUGUGCAGUCUUGCUCUCCCCUCAAGCCAGCACUCACACAAGAUGAUUUGGGGAGAUCAGGCUGAAAACUGGUUCUGGUAUUUCAUUGCACUAUUUCAGUACAUUUAGUGGUAUUGACAGGAAAAAAAAAAGAUAUAAAAGAAACAAAAGAUGUAGAAGGCUGCUGCUUGGGAGGAAGAUAAAAAGACACACUUAUAAGUAUCUUUUAUUAGGCUUUAGUUUAGCAUAAUUAUGCAUAUACAAAAAGAAAUUAAUCAUUACAACAGGCCAUUGACCCAGCCAGAGAUCAGAAGGCAUAGUUGCAUGGACCUAAAUGGAUCUCUUUAAGUAAUCAAGCAAUUUGAGAAUUAAAAUGCUUUCUAUGGGGACUUCUGCUUCUGACGCCAGGACUCUUUUGAAGACCUUGUUUAUUGCAUGGUUUAAAGGAAGAUGAUGUUGUUAGUGAAUUCUGAGCAUCCUUCAGGAGGCUGAUGACCCUUCUGUUGUCCGUGUGUGCUGUCAUGGACAGCUUCAAACGCUCUUUUCCAAAACACUACAGGCAGUUAAUGCAACUUAUAAAGGACUCCUGACUUUUUGCAUCUUCCUAAGUCCUAUCUAGAUGCCACCAGUGUUUCCCAUGUUAACAGUUCUGAGCAUGUUUUACUACAUGUGCCUUCGGCGCCGAGCUAGGACAGCGACGAGAGGAGAAAUGAACAGUCGGAGGGCUAUUGAAUCGAACACCCGCGCCUUACCUAUCAACGUUGAAAUAGUUCAGUAUGCCAAAGAAGUGUUGGAUUUCAGCUCUCACUAUGGCAGUGAGAACAGCAUGUCCUAUACCAUGUGGAAUUUAGCGGGGAUUCCCAACGUGUACCCUAGUUCUGGUGACUUUACCCAGACUGCUGUCUUUCGAACUUACGGGACCUGGUGGGAUCGCUGCCCGAGCGCUCGGCUGCCUUUCAAGAGGACACCAUCCACCUUCUGUAGCCAAGACUAUGUGGAACUUGCUUUUGAAGAACCAGUUUAUCCCACUGCUGUGCACAUUCUGGAAACCUAUCAUCCUGGAGCUGUAGUCAGGAUUUUGGCAUGCUCCGCAAAUCCUUACUCACAAAAUCCACCAGCUGAAGUAAGAUGGGAAAUACUUUGGUCUGAGGCACCUGCAAAGGUGAAUGGUCCUCAGGCUCGGCAGUUCACACCUUGUAUCAAACAGAUAAACUUCCCCACAAACUUGAUCCGACUGGAAGUGAACAGCUCUCUUCUGGACUAUUACACUGAAUUGGAUGCAGUAGUACUACAUGGUGUGAAAGAGAGGCCUGUGCUUUCACUUAAGACUUCAAUGAUUGAUAUGAAUGACCUAGAUGAAGAUGAGGAUGAAGAAAAAUUUGCCUGUGGAAUGGACGCCCUUAAUAAGCAGUUCAGCAUUGUUACCCUCAGGGAAUGGCCAACUAAUGGAUAUUUUGAUAAACUGCCUUAUGAGCUCAUCCAGUUGAUUUUGAGUCACCUUACAGUACCAGACCUGUGUAGACUAGCACAAACUUGUAAGCUACUGUAUCAACAUUGCUGUGACCCUCUACAGUACAUUCAUCUCAGUUUACAACCUUACUGGGCAAGGAUUAAUGACACAUCCCUGGAGUACCUACAGUCUCGCUGCACACUCAUCCAGUGGCUGAAUUUAUCUUGGACUGGAAACAGGGGAGCCAUCUCUGUUUCUGGAUUUAGCAGGUUCCUGAAAGUCUGUGGCUCUGAACUAGUACGUCUUGAGUUGUCUUGUGGCCAUUUCCUCAAUGAAACAUGCUUGGAAGUCAUCACUGAAAUGUGUCCAAAUCUUCAGGAAUUAAAUCUCUCAUCAUGUGAUAAAAUACCACCUCAGGCUUUCAACCACAUAGCCAAAGUGGGCAGCCUAAAGCGUCUCAUUCUCUACAGAACGAAAGUGGAGCAAACAGCCCUGCUCAGUAUUUUGAACUUCUGCUCGGAGCUGCAGCACCUCAGCCUGGGCAGCUGCGUCAUGAUUGAAGACUAUGACCUUAUAGCAAGCAUGAUGGGAGCAAAAUGCAAAAAGCUUCGCAGUCUGGAUUUGUGGAGAUGUAAAAACAUCACUGAAAGCGGGAUUGCGGAAUUGGCUUCAGGCUGCCAGCUUUUGGAAGAACUUGACCUUGGUUGGUGUCCUACGCUCCAGAGCAGUACAGGCUGCUUCACAAACCUUGCGCGCAAACUCCCGAAUUUGCAGAAGCUCUUUCUUACGGCCAACAGGUCUGUGUGUGACACAGACAUCGAGGAGCUCGCUGCCAACUGCACGCACUUGCGGCAGCUGGAUAUAUUGGGAACGAGGAUGGUGAGUCCUGCAUCUUUAAGAAAAUUGCUGGAGUCUUGUAAAGAUCUUUCUUUACUUGAUGUGUCCUUCUGUUCACAGAUCGAUAAUAGAGUUGUGCUAGAACUGAAUGCCAACUUUCCUAAUGUGUUCAUAAAAAAGAGUUUCACCCAGUGACUCCCUACAUAUGCUGCUGUGGAACGUGUUUGACAGAGUUGUUUUCCUGUAAAUUUGUGCUGAUUUUUUUUUUUGUUAAAGAGAAUAUAAAUCUGCUAUAAAAUAGUGGAAACUAUUAAUUAUCUACACAAAUGGGUAAAAUACAUUUAAAUGUUUUAUGUUUCUUUAAGUUGAUAUUGUACCUAAGAAUUAUUUUGCUCUGUUAAUUGGUGGCACUGCAUGUUUUUAAAUACUAGCCAUAUGUCUGGCUUUAAUGAGAAGCUAAUGAAUGUCUUCUUAAAUGUCCCUUCACAGGGUGUUAUACACAGUACACUAUGUUAAUAUCCAGGUGAAAGCUGAAGUUCAAUAUUUAUCAGUAGGGAAAAUAUGGGUGCUUCCUUUUCAUGUGUUUGUGUGUGUAUAUAUAAAUGUAUACAUAUGUAUUUGUAUAUACAUACACAGAUAUUGUAGCAUUCUAGUUUGGCCUGCAGCAUAGAAUUUUAUCAUCUGGCCUUUAAUUAGUUAUUUGAAAACCAGUUUAAGUGUGUAUAAGAACAGAUAGAAAAGGCACUUUGUCUUCUUCGAGUUUUGGCAAUGAACUGUAUCUGAAACAGUUUCCUCCCUUCCUUCACCUGAAAUAGAUGUAGUGAUGUUUUACAGUCCAGCCUAAGCAGCACAACAGAUAGAUGCAAGAGCCUGGACCACCUGAACUUAGAGCAGAAAUGAAAGAUAAAAUUGACAGCUGCUUCUUGAUAUUGAGAUACAAAGUUUAAGCCAAGUACUUAUUGUCAUAACUGAUAAUGUGUAGAAAACUCCAGGGUAGUUUUCUUUUUCAAAUUUCUGUCAUGGUCAAGACUUUAUUUGUGAUAUAUCUGGUUAUUGUGCAGAGUACCAUGAAAAGUAGAACUUAGGGUAAUGUGUUAGCAACUGUCCUUUCACUGGCAUCAAAUCUACUGUCAGGUGUAAAAACAAGCAUCUUUGUUCAGUAAAACAGCAAUGAAAAUACAAUGGGUUUGAAACAAGGGCAAUAUGAUUUGAUGAUUUUAUGAUCACCAAACCUUAGUACUGGAUUUGUUUUGUUUGGGGUUUUGUUUUGUUUUGUUUUUCCAAGAGGAGAGUAGCUCAAAGUACUAUUGGACUCUCUCUUUAAGACUGCUUAACCUCUGGAGAAGGUAAACUGUGUUGAUGGACAAUUUCUGGAAGUUUCUUCCUUUUGCACUUUCUUGGAUGAAGCUUUUCUCUUUUUUUUUCCCUUGAAUAACACUGCUGGAGUAAGUUGCUCUGUACAGCUUGGGUUUAGAAUUUUACCUUUUUAGUCAUUGUUGAUGCAUAUGGACCAUAAAAUGUAGGCUGUCUUUUGAUACUGAUUCUGUUAUUCUUGUAUUGAUGGCACUUAGUACCUACUGGAAUAAGAAGAAAAAUACUUUGUCUGAGAGAAGUACAGUAUUGUACUGAAGAUCAGUGACAAAGAACACUUCAGUUCAUGCAGUAAAUAACCAACUGCUACUAGAGGACUGCUGCAAAUUGUUAAAAAUUUGACAAUCUCUGUGACUCCUGAAUGACUGCUUCGAACUCUUUGUGCUGGUGCCAGUACUUUAUAAACCAUGUCAUGAAACAGCUACAGAACAUUUAUCUGAUUUUAUUGAAAGACCUAGUUCUUCAGAUUUUUAAAUUUUGCUGAAUCUCUGGGGAAUUCCAGAUCCAAAGAAGGGCAUGCACAGUUGGCUUUUUGAUUUUUUUUUCCCUCCACACAGAUGGCACUAUGGGAUUUCCAACUAGUUUAUGCCAUUCCAUUUUUUUUCUUCUUUAGAAAUCUGGCCAUUGUCAGAGAACUUUAAAUUGAUUUAUUUUUUUUUCCAUACUGAGAGAUGUUAACUUUGGUAUGAUUCUCUGUGAGACCUCAUUUCUCUCAAUCAUGUUUGGGUUCAUUUGUUUUUCUGUGAACUUGUAACUUUUUUUAGUCUAUAUUUUUCACUGUAAUUAUUAAACGUUAUUAUUCUAGUUACAUGAGAACACAGGUACAGAUAAUGGGAGUUUACAAAGAACAGAGUUCAAAACAAAUGUAUUUGUUCUAAAAUUUCACUUCUCAGGGGUUGUUCUGAGUUUAUAUCCUUUUUUUUUCUAUAGAGAUUUGUUUUGUGUCUUUUUCAGUGUAAAUAGAGUGGGAUGUGGAUGAAGUGAUAGCCAUUGUGCCUUCAAACUGGUAAACUUGGUAGAUAAUAGAGUUUUUCUCAUCAGUGAAUCAAAUAAGUGGUUUUGUAAUCAUAUACGUGUAAAGAAUUUCAUUCUCUGUUGCUUUUUAGGUAGCGUACAGAAGGUUUAAAUUGAAAUUUUGUUCCUACUGGAGGAUUUUUUCUUUCUUAUGUUGCAUCUUCCGUUUAAAAAUGGUUUCUUCAGGAAUUCUCUAUUUCCACUUGGAAGAUAAAUUGAAGUUGAAUUUUUAUUUGGGUUGUUUAAAAUUUGGCUGUUACUGACAUAUAAUUAAUUCAAAGAGCAGAGAAGCAAUUGGGAAUGACUUCCAUCUAUAGUUGUAGACUUCAACCUUCAGUCAGAGAGUAAGAAGCUCUUUUAGCUAUGGCCUUAUAAGUCCAAGAAGUCUUCCAGCAAAACAAAGUUAGACCAGACUUGACAUUUGUAAUACUUGUAGGAUAAAGAAAACAACUUGCUUUUAGACCUUCCCCGUACGUCACAGAGAAGCAAGAAUAGGUCGCUGUCUCUUUAGUUCUGCUAUCUUAUACUUAAGUGUGUCUAUUUAUUUAUAUAUAUGUAUGCAUAAAUUAUGUAUACAGACACAUACAUUUGUCUGUCUAUAUGAAUUCUUUUGGAUAUGUGUACAUACAUAAACAUAUAUGUAUAAAUCUCAAAGUUUUUCAUGUAGGAAUUACUUUUGUAAAGUGAGUGUAAUAGAAAAAAGGUGUUUCAUAGCAGUUCUGCUUUCAACUAUUGCUUUACUCUACCUGGAGACUGAGUUCAUCUCUACCAUGCAGCAGAAAAAGCCUGGACAGAUGUGCUGAAUUUCCAGUGUUGCUUUGCCAAAGUGCCUUUUGGUUUGUCUGCUCGUGAAAGGUGUUACAGGGUAUGAAGAGUGAAUGCCAAGUCCGAUCACUACUGUGGACUGUCUCCUUGCAAAGCAGUCAUAUAGAGGGAAACUUAUAUUCUGGUUUCAUUUGAUCCAAAAUGAAUUAUGUCGAUUCCUCCACUGGCAGAAUUUAAUUACUCUUGAACUGGGUCUCAUCUCCACCAUUAGACUGUCCCUCAGUCAUGUUAUCUAAAUUCUGUUGUUAAGGAUAUUCCUUUUUUAAAAUCCUGUUGUUUGAUUAUCUGUCUUUCUGAAGCUUUGUAAAAGAUGUGCUUUGGCAACAAAUGUUAAAAAAAACAUGACUAACAUGUCCAAAAGAAGGAGUUUACUCUGAACUGCUCCUGUUUUUAAACUAAAGGGGGUCUUCAAUACUCUCUGUAUGAAAUUGAUGUGGGAUGGCCUGUAGGUAAAGAUGUAAUUCCUUGGGUAAUUUUAAAAACUAGUAUAAUAACUUUACCAUUUAAAGCAUCUUCUUAACUCUUCAAGGCUUUAAUUCAGUAGUGUACUUGUAUUCAUAAUUUUGAGCUGUCUGGCUGCAUAGCUCUAUGAAAUGGAUGGGGUUUCUGUUUUUUAAAUUAUACACCUGAUUAAGUCCAUUAGUGAGCAUGAUUUAUAUAGAACAAUUUUGCAUGGGAGUUUGGACCUUAUAAUCUCCCAUGUACUUGGAGGUCCAAGUUUCAGAUAAAAAACACAAGCAAACAAACAACAAAACCUACCAAAACCUUUGUAUUUCCUUAGAACUCUUAUGCUAAGUUUUCCAGAUAUAAGAUGCCCAGUAAUCAUGGUACACAGUGAGUAGAAUUCAUCUCACUGAAUGUUAGUUCUCUGAAAGUUAGACAUCUACUUCAAGGGAGGAAUCUGGGCACCUCUAGAGAGUUAUUAAUCUCCUAAGGCAGACAUUUCAGGAAAGUAGAAUGAAUCAUGUUCUAGAGAGCCUCUCUGGAGACUGUGGAAGCUGUGAUUUAGCUCAGGUUAGAUACUAAACUGAGAUUAAUUCCAUCCAGUGCUGUACUACCUGUCUUGAAAAACAAGACUGAAACAACAUCCAUCCUUAAACCUUCAAACCCUCCAAAUUCCAUCCAGAGAGAAGCAAAAAAAAAAAAAAAAAAGAAAUUCCGAGGAGGAAACCUUGAGGAGUUUUCUUAAUGCCAGGAUCUGCUUCUGCCCCUUGUUAAUACCUGUGGUAUAUCAUUUGUUUUAUUUUGUUAGUUUAUUUGGCUUUUGGGUUUGGGUUUUUUUGGAAAUACAUCCUCUUUCCCUUUUCCAGAAUCUCAUGUGCCUAACUGGCUGUACGUAUAGUUCUGUAAAUGCGUGAACAGACAAACAUAAUUAAUGUAUUGCCACUAUUUUGAUAAUCUUUCAUAUUGCUAUAAUUAAGACUGAGUAGUUUAACUGCUCUACUGUCAUCAGAAAUGUCACCCACUGUGCAUUUGCAAAAAUUGUGUGCUGAGUCUUGGUUCUUACUGUGUGUACUUAUUGCAUCUUUUGGGAUAUAUUUCCCAUGUCACCUCAGCAGGACUGCUAAAUUUACAAAAACUAAAUAAAAUGUAGCAUUUUAUUAUGAGGACUAUGGGAGCGACUUUAUAUAUAUGAUUUACAUGUUCAUUGUUGCUCUUUAACAGUGAUUCUGUAAGUUGUAGCUUUGGAAAUUACUAGACUAGAAAUCCCUGGUUUAAUGCAUCUGCACUUGCUGUGUCAGAUGCAGCCAACGUUUUUUCCUAAAUGAAGGCAUUAGUCCUUCACUGAGAUGAUGAUUUCUGUGAUUUUCAGAUAUCUGACUUGAUAAUGAAGUGCAAGAAGGUGCUCUUUAAUAAAUGUUACCAGCACAGGACAAGUUGUGGUAACUGACAUUUGGAAGGACUGAGAAAUGAGUGUUGUUGCAUGGUACAGAUCCUCAGGAGCUUCAGAGAGAUGCAUCAGCAGGAAGAGUCUCAUUAAGAAGAUUCAGCCUCUGUAAUAGGAGGCAGUGGUGAGAUUUUCCCUUUCAGCUAACACUUUAGUACUAAAUACUUUUGUUUGAGUUACAUAGCUCUGGUUUCUCCUUGUCUUGUCUUCACUUCAGGAUGGUAAAUGGCGUGGUUAGGACAGACGUCCUAAACUGAAGGGCAUCCAUUGUGAGGAAUGAAGUUUUUCUGUUGUAUGUUUUGUUCAUCUUUUCUAAAAAUAAAAGAAUAAAAAUUGCCUCAACUCUUCGAAAACUCAUUUUCCUUAGAUUCUGAAGAAAUGAAAAUGUCAAGAAGGUUGAGGAAAGGAAAAAAGAGGACUUAGAAUAAGUCCUUAGAUUUAUCUGGAAACUCAUGGAAGGGUAGCCAGAGCUGUUUAUAGAUGUGAGGAAAGUAAUUGCCUUGCUCUAGGUCAGCUCUACUUUUCCCAGAAACAUGGCUUUCCACAUAGUAUCACAUGCUUGUACUUCUAAAUAAAGAUUUACUCUUUAGAUGCUCUUAAUAUUGACUUUUUGUGUACACGUUUGUGCAGUAAGUCAGAAUGUCUUUUUGUUUCAUUUUUAUCAACUACAUAAAAAUACUUUUUCUUUUCCUACCAUUGUGAAAUCAUGGUUUUUGUUAUUUAGUGAAACUAUUUAAUGCAUGUACACACAGGCACACGUAAGACUUAAUUGCUCAGAUUUUUUGGAGCUGGUCCUUUUCUAAGGACAAAGUGCAGUUUGGGGGUAAAAAUGGUAAAAACUCUAGAGAAGGUUCAAGGGAAAUCUGAUCAAUGUAUUGGAAUACCUGAUGGAGGGAAACAAUGAAGAAGAGGGAGCCAGAUUCUUCUCAUUGAUGCCCAUGAGCAGGACAAGAGGCAAUGUGCACAAGCUGAAACACUCAAGAUGACACAUUCUAUGGCACAGGUUGCCUAGAGAGCCUGGGGAGUCUCCAUCCUUGGAGAUACUCAUCAUCCUGGGCAACUUACUGGGUGGCCCUACUUGAGCUGGUGGAGGCUGGACUAGAGGACCUCCAGAGGUCCCUUUCCAGCCUCAUCUGUUCUUUGUUUUAUCAUUGAAGAUAUGCCUGUGGUUGGUUUCUUUGCUUCAUUGUACUAAAUGCUGAAGAAGGUAGGGAGAGGGGAAAAGAAAGAGUACCUGUCUUAAGGAACUUGGCAUGUUGGGAACAGACGCAAGAAUCUUGUACAUUUCCUUUUUUGUUAUUUUAGGAGAAGUAACAUCUCUCCCUAUUUAAGUUAACAGGAAAAUCUCGAUGCAACUUAACUGGAAUAAAAUUUUGGUAACGUUUUCAACAUGCAGAUCUGUGACACACAAAACACACAACUGUUUUAUGGGAGUGUGAUUGUCACUCCAAAGCCUGAAAGUUAAACCAAGGACUAAGAAAAAUAACCCUGUUCUUGGGCACUGGCAGUAGUUUCUGGGUAGAAACUGAGUUGUCUAUAAUACACUAGGAAUGGUUUAGUUUAAUAUCUUUAGUAUUUGUUUAUGUAGACCUUACUCUGAACUGGGAUUGCCAUGGUUUAGGUGACAGGUAUUCCUACUUACUCUAUUGGGUAUAGCAGUUACCUGUUCAUAGUGUCAAACACAAAUGUUCAAAUUCAGGUGAAAAAGAGGACCAAGUCUAUGAAGCAGUGAGAUGUCUGACUAUUUUAGGGAGGUACCGUGUAUAAUUGUGGUGAGUUCCCAUCUUUUGCAUGUUUACUGUUUUACCGUUACCAGGAGUUGUUGUCUCUGCUCACCAUCAGAGAUGGGUUUCCUUUAAUCAGACCUUGGUCUCUCUAGAUUUUUCUUUAGGGCAGUGCCACAGAUUUUUGCACAUACCCACUGUUCUGAAAUAAACAUAAAAAAUAAAGUAAAAUAAAAUAACCAGGAAUUUAUGUGUUCACAGGGAGACCUUGCACUUUCUGAUUUAACUUUGACAAUUACAGGUGCCCUUCAGCUGUCAAAGGGAAAUCUGUGUGAUGGUGAUCUUUCUGGAUUUUGUUAAUGAACAUAAAGCCACUGCAGCUCUUCAGCAUCUUGUGGCAUUUUGCAUUUAUGUCCUUGCCAGGCAGAUGGUGGAGUUGAGGGUUGUGGAGGUUGGCCUAGCCCUGGAAGUGAGGUGUGUGAAUACCUAAAUCCAGCACCUGGAUUCAUUUAAACAUAAUAGGUCUCUCUCCCUGCCCCCCAUCGCAUAACCAGCAACAAAAUACUUGCAUUGUAUUUAUGAUUUAAUAGUACGCUCCAUUUUCUUCUGCAGUAGGAGUUUGAGUAAUGUAACAAGAAACUCCUACUGCAUUACCUUUUAAAGAAACUAAUUUCUGUAAAGGUGGAAGUGCAGCAAUAGAGGGAAUAGUUCCAGACACUAUCUGUAAAUACCUGUGCAGUGCAUUCUAUGCCUGUAAGCACCAGAAGCAAGUUAUGCCUUUUUGUAAUAACAAGUUGAGAAGGACAAAAGGGGUAAUUGCUUCUAAGCACAUUUUCUGUAGCUGGAGGAUAUUUAUAUCAUUGAAUUUUAAAUAUCUAGAGUAGAUACUGAAGUUAGGACACUAUUCUUCUAGGGUCCUGUCACUGAAUAGGUAGGUUCUUCUGUUGGGUAAUUUGGAUCAGAUUAGUCUUCAAUUGAGGUCUUCAACUGACCUUUGGAGAAGCAGAGGUCUAUGUAGACCCAAUAAAAUUUCUAUUGGAAGCUCGCAUGACUGGAUUCAGAGUAAGAGGUUGCUUACCUCUUGGUGCUCUCUAUUAGUCCCCUAGCUUGACUUGCUUCCAUCAAAGGCCACCACUUGCUUUGCUCCAUUAGUUGAACUGGAUUUGAUUGCUCCCUACAAAAUAUCUCAGUUAAAACUAGAAAACUGCUUGUUUUCUAGUAGUUGUCCUUUUGGUUGUUAGAGGUUUUUUUAUCCUCCCAAUCUGGCUAUUAAAGCAAGCAGAAGGAAGGGGGCAUUUAGCUUCAAUUAAAAGAAUAACAAGCAGCAGGUGGGAGCAUGUUGGUUGUGCAAAUGCUUUAAUUCAAAUUAGCAUAAAUGAGGAUAGCCACUUUUGAUUGUGGUCCAAAGCUUCUAAAUUUUUACAUAGUUCAUCUCAGUACUGUGCCACAAAAAUGUCCAGAGUGAGGUUUAUUUGUACCUCAUGGUGGUGACUCAAGCCCUAAAGUAUAAAAUGCUACUGUGAACAUAUGAGAAUGUUCAGGUCCUAACCAGCUUCAAUAAAUUCCCCAAAAAAGAUCCUUCCUUCCAAACAGACAUUGGAAGUUUUAGAUUAGAAGGGCUAAUAAGAGCAUAUCUAAAGUAUGGUGAAGGCAGUGGUUAGCAAAUCUAAGCUGGAAGGAGGGGCAGCAGUUCUCUGAUGGAUUUUCAGGACCGUUUUCCUGAUCUUAAGCUGCAUUGUCCCAUGAAACCAACAUCAUCCUUUGCAGUCCUAAAUAUAGUCAGUAUUCCAAGAGCUCUUUCUGUAUAUGCAGUCUUAGAUCCCAAAUCUGUUUUCUGUGUUCCUAUUCAGUAAUUAGCUAAUCCACUUUUUAGUUUUGUCCUCCUCUUAGUAUACUACCCGUGUUUAUCUUAACAUCUACAUUUAUUUUUAAUAUUCCUCUCUGAGACUCAUGCUUUUCUUUUAUGCUUAGGCAAGUACUUGAUUACAUUUCAAAACAAGUUUUUUCUUCUGAUCUGUGUCCUGCUUGAUGGAAACUAAGUGGAAGAAAAUGUUAUUGGUGUAUUCCAUCUUUUCAGGUUUGGCUACUGUAUCUUCUUUCUUUUUGUGUGUAAACCCAAAGGUUUUACAUGUGUCUGCAUUUGCAGACACAGCUCUGGCAUGGAUCCCUGGCUCCUCCUCAUUUGACUGAUGCUUUUGGGGUAUGAAGUAUGGGUUGACUUGAAUACACACAUAAACAGAAAACAGAGAUGUUAGCCCUGUAUUCAUGAAGGAUUUCAUUUAUUAUGGAGAAAUAAUCUAAUGCCUUAUAUUGCUAAUUCAAAGAUAAAAUCUUAUUCUCUUUAAAAGUUAACCAAUGAUUUCUAUGUAGGAAAUUAAGCUUGUUUUCUUCUGCUGCGUUGGAUCAUUUAAAAUAUCAUAAUACUCUAUUGUGCAGUUUACUCCAUUACUGCCAAUAUAAAGAAGUUGAAAUUAAUGUUCUCCCUAAGUUGUCAGUGUCUGCUAAUUCAGAGAUGACAGAAAUGUGUUAAAAUAUAUUCAACCUAUAAUAUUUAUCUUGCUUUGCACCUAAUUUGUUUCCCUUUGACUGUGUUGCAAAAUGCCAAGUGUACAUAAAAUAAUGAAUAAAUAAAAAAUAAAAUAUUUGUCUACA
Molecule: messenger RNA, 13702 nt
Organism: Haemorhous mexicanus (house finch)
Lineage: Eukaryota; Metazoa; Chordata; Aves; Passeriformes; Fringillidae
Gene: FBXL4
Product: F-box and leucine rich repeat protein 4
Exons: 9
Coding region: 2561-4423 (620 amino acids)
Biological process (GO): SCF-dependent proteasomal ubiquitin-dependent protein catabolic process
Cellular component (GO): SCF ubiquitin ligase complex
Molecular function (GO): protein binding
Source: RefSeq, a predicted model, not a curated record